Messenger RNA from Stylonychia lemnae, 1194 nucleotides. The record is from the annotation of a GenBank genome assembly. NCBI's taxonomy places the organism in Eukaryota, Ciliophora, Spirotrichea, Sporadotrichida, Oxytrichidae.
AUGAUUUUAAAACAGGAGGCUGGCUCAUUUCUUAGCAGAAGCUCAAAUCAUAAAAGUUAGAUGCUACAAGAAGAGUUACAAGAUAAACUAAUGAUCAUAAAAUAAAACAUUCAGCAUGCCAACCAAAAUGAGUUCAAAAAAGCUUUUCAUCAGUAUCAUUCCUAGAAUAAGGUAGGCUAUAAUGGAUUUAGAUAAUAGCUAAAGGAUGUUGAGAAUUAAAAAUAGCAAGAAGCUCUGUCGCUGGUUAAAAACCUAAAGAAGGAAAAAGAUCAGAGAUUACAGAAUCAAAGACUUAAAGUAUAAAAUAUGAUUUAGAAGUAAGCAGAUGCAUUAAGUAGAGCAUAGUUAGAAUUUAUUUCAGCUCGGAGAGGCUAAACUAGUCUUGUAGAUUAAGCUGGUUAGAACAACAACCUACUUCCAUCAGUUUCCCCUAAAAGAGAUAUAGCUGAUCUAUUUGAGCUAGGUUCAAGAAAAAAAAAAUAGAAGUAUAAUGAGCAGAUCAAUAUGGACUAGUAAUAGUAAAAGAUGAAACUUCUUGAAAUUAAAUCUUAGCAUAGACCUCUUGAACAUAGUGAACUUCUAAAUCAUCAAAGAUAAUACGAUGAUAGGCUGAAGGAAAGAGCAUAUGCAGCAGGUGGAAAUUUAUUCAAAUAACAAAGAAAAAUUACCCUAGAUUAAGUUUACUAAGAUAUUGAAUUUAUGUCUGAUGAAGAAGAUCUCUUUGGGAAUAAAUCUAGGAAGAAGUAAAGCAAUAAUUCAAGGAUCAAUAGCAAUCGAUCUAAUAUUUAUUCAACAUUUGAUCGAUAAAAAGCAGUUGCCAGAGAAAAAGAGGAUCGAAGGAAUAAUUACGCAAAAUAUAUCAAGGAAAUUAAUUUGCCUUUAGAAUUAGAUCGUGAUGAGUUAAAGAGAGAAGCUUCAAGUUAUAAAAAGCAGUGGGCUGAGUAAUUUUUGGAGAAAAACGGGCAAUACUUAACUAAUCACGAGAAAAUAGAAUUCAUACAGACUAAUGCCUAGUAAAUGGAGGAAAAAGCCUUGAGGUAUGAAGCUAAAAUAAGAUAUCCUAAGGAGAUUCCAAUGCAUAGUUAAAUGUACAAUCAAUAAAUCAUGUCGAACGUUUAUCAAAAUUAGCAAAUAGUUGGAGAUAAGUUAGUGGAAGCCAUUAGGUCAAAGCUCGCUCUACUAGACAAUAUAUGA